Molecule: messenger RNA, 5652 nt
Organism: Phycodurus eques (leafy seadragon)
Lineage: Eukaryota; Metazoa; Chordata; Actinopteri; Syngnathiformes; Syngnathidae
Product: sodium- and chloride-dependent GABA transporter 2-like
Exons: 14
Coding region: 102-1982 (626 amino acids)
Biological process (GO): sodium ion transmembrane transport
Cellular component (GO): membrane
Source: RefSeq, a predicted model, not a curated record
CGUGCUUUCUCUCUUUAUCACUCAUGCAAGGCUCGCCCCAUGGGCUUGCCCUUAUCUCAGCUACACCUACUUGCACUCAGAUGAGAGGCAACUCAGGAUGAAUGAAGUGGCACACUCAACCACAGCCUGCUGACGUUGUGACUGCCUUUCUCAGUGCCAUGGAAAAGCCCUAUGACCCAGAGGUCAAGUUCAAGGCAAGCAUGGAAGUCACCUCGCCCCGACCUGCCAUUGUGGCCAGAGGACAGUGGUCCAACAAAAUGGAGUUCCUCCUUGCAGUUGCUGGACAAAUCAUCGGGCUUGGAAACGUGUGGCGGUUCCCUUACUUGUGCUACAAAAAUGGAGGCGGGGUGUUCUUUAUCCCUUAUGUACUCUUCCUCUUUACAUGUGGCAUCCCCCUGUUUCUGCUGGAGACGGCUCUCGGCCAGUACACGAAACAGGGAACCAUUACCUGCUGGAAGAAAAUUUGUCCCCUCUUUGGAGGGAUGGGAUAUGGCAGUCAGGUGGUAGUUUUAUACUCCAGCAUCUAUUACAUCAUCAUAUUGGCAUGGGCAUUCUUGUACCUCUUCUCUUCCUUCAGCUCUGAGCUUCCAUGGGCAAGCUGCAGAAACAGCUGGAACAGAGAUACGUGUGUGGAGUUCAGUCAAAGACGUGCUCUCAACUGGACUGUGGCAGAAAAUGCAACAUCCCCUGUGAGGGAGUUUUGGGAGAGAAGAGUCCUGAACAUGACAGGAAGUCUUCAUGAUUUGGGCGGUUUCCGAUGGGAAUUGGCUUUGUGUCUUCUUUUGUCUUGGAUCAUCUGUUACUUUUGCGUGUGGAAAGGAGUCAAGUCCACAGGAAAGGUUGUGUACUUCACGGCCACGUUUCCGUACGUGAUGCUGGCCGUGCUGCUUGUCCGUGGACUCACGCUGCCCGGGGCGAUAGAUGGCAUCAAGUUUUACCUCUACCCGGAACCAUCUCGCCUUGCUGAUCCGCAGGUCUGGAUGGACGCUGGCACCCAAAUAUUUUAUUCCUAUGCUAUUUGCAUCGGCUGUUUGAUGGCACUUGGCAGUUAUAACAAGUACAACAAUAACUGUUACAAAGAUUGCGUUUACUUGUGCCUCCUGAACAGCGGGACCAGUUUUGUGGCCGGGUUUGCAAUCUUCUCCGUUCUUGGCUUCAUGGCUUAUGAGCAGAACACAGAUAUAUCCAAAGUAGCGGAAUCAGGUCCUGGCCUGGCGUUCAUCGCUUACCCUCGAGCUGUGGCCAUGAUGCCGUUUCCACAGAUUUGGGCCAUUUUCUUUUUCAUCAUGAUCAUCCUGCUUGGACUGGACAGUGAGUUUGUAGGUCUGGAAGCCAUUGCCACCGGUAUUUGUGACCUGAAACCUUCCUUCUUCCAUGUUGGGCAUAGACGUAAAAUACUUCUACUCCUCAUCAUUGUUUUCUGUUUCUUCAUCGGCCUCAUAAUGGUCACUGAGGGAGGAUUGUACAUCUUCCAGUUGUUUGACUACUACGCCUGCAGCGGCAUGACUCUGCUUCUCUUUGCCAUCCUUCAGUCUGUGUGUAUUGGAUGGAUUUACGGAGCAGAUCGUUUCUAUGACAACGUCGAGGACAUGAUUGGGUACAGGCCUUCACCACUGAUUAAACACUGCUUGAAAUAUGUUACUCCAAUCAUCUGCAUGGGAACAUUUUUCUUCUCCUUGGUCAAAUACAAACCUCUGAAGUUCAACAACACCAUUGAGUAUCCAUGGUGGGGUUAUGCUCUGGGCUGGUGGUUCACUCUGUCUUCCACGCUCAACGUUCCUUUGUGGAUGGUGUACAACCUGAUUACCACUCCCGGGACACUUCGUCAGGUAAAAUGUUUGAUGUUAUUUUUUUUAAUGAAUUUUACUCUGCUCCAUAACCACAAACUGAUUUUAAAGUUAAGUAAACAUUCAACAUUCUUUCUUGUUAGCGGUUCGCCACCCUAUGCACGCCAUCGGAGGAUCUUCCGUCACCCAAAUUGAACAAGAAAGCACUUGAACUGCGCAACUUGACGCACAAAUCAGACAGGUUCUGAGAACAUCAACAUUGAGCACUUCCAUUGAACACUGUGAGGCACAACAAACAACUUUAAAUAUAUUUACAAAACCAAAGAUGACAUUCACAACUUGGUUUUCUCCUUUCCAACCACGCUAUACUAGAUUAGAAAAUAACCAAUCACGGAGUCAGUGUCUCAUUGUUUGUCCAUUCCUAUCCUCCAAUAUUUGAUUGUUUACAUGAAGGGAAUAAAAAAGGCAAAGUUGUAAGGUAUAGCCAAAAGCUCCACGAUGACAAAAAUGCCAUGCGGUCAUUUACAACUUUUGGACUUCGAUAGGAUAAAACUGUUUUUUGCUUACAAAGGACAAGAACACAGAACCUGGCCAGAGGUCCAAUAAUCACAAAUCCCUUUUUAUCGUUCUUCUAUCAAAAACAUUUAAGUUCAAAUUGAUGAGGCUGUUUUUUUGUUUUUUGUUGAUGAAAGUAUUUAAGUGGAACGGUCGGGGGGCCAAUUAAGCCAUACAGACUAUUUGCCAGUAGAUCAUUGAAAGUGGAAUAAAGCAGAAAUAUUGAGUCCAGACAAAUGGACUUUGUGUGAACUUAGGCCAAGUGAGCCAACAACAACCUUUUUCAGAUUCUAUAAAAGUGCCUUAAACCUUUAAAUUGUUUUUCCAGGAAAAGGGAUCUGCACCAAAUUGUCACCAGAAAUGUUUCACAAUAUUCACUGACAAUUUAAGGAAAAUAUAUCCUGGAUCCAAAACGAGAUUUAAAACCAAGACACCCACUUCUGCAUAUGCAGGAAAUUAAGCAACAAUCCUGGAUCUAUACCCUUAAUUUCUAAAUAAAAAUCCGGGUCAUUUUAUACUGUAUUCCACAAAUUGUCAUCAAAAUCAGUCUCUUUGUUUUGAACAGAAUCCUACUAAACAAACAUAAUCAAACAACCUAAACUAUAAACAGAAGCAAAAACAUUCCAUCCUUUGCAGAGAUAAAAUCGCUAGUAUCCGCUGGCUCUGCAAUAAAACUUCGUGUUCUUCUAUGGCCUUUGCUCCACUCCAUCUCAAAAUUUCUCAGAAAUCAUCGAUAAUCCUUGUUGGAAGGAAAGAACACUCAAAACUUUACCAUAAGGUAAUAAAUAGGUUGAUGUGGAGGUGGUAUUUAAACUCACUCAAAAAAUAUUUUAUGAAGCCAGAAAACAUCAAAUUCAAUGAUUCAUAUUCCUUCAAAAACAUUAUUUAAGAUCAAAUUUAUGAGGCUCUUUUUUGUUUUUAUUUUGUUUUUUUGUGUUGAUGGAAGUAUUUAUGUGGAACGGUCGGUGGGCCAAUUAAGCCAUACAGAUAAACUAUUUGCCAGUAGAUCAUUGAAAGUGGAAUAAAGCAGAAAUAUUGAGUCCAGAAACAUUUACUUUGUGUGCACUUCAGCGUACUGAGCCAACAACCUUUUUCAGAUUCUAUAAAAGUGCCUUAAACCUUUAAAUUAUUACCCCCCCCCCCCAAAAAAAAAAAGUUCUUCCAAGAGAAAAAGGAUCUUCACCAAAUUGUCACCAGAAAUGUUUCACAAUAUUCACUGACAUUUUAAGGAAAACAUAUCCUGGAUCCAAAACAAGAUUUAAAACCAAGACACUCACUUCCUGGAUAUGCAGGAAAUUACGCAACAAUCCUGGAUCUAUACCCUUAAUUUCUAUAAUAAAAAUUAGGGUCAUUUUAUACUCUAUUCCACAAAUUGUCAUUUAUUAUAUUUAUUUAUAAUGUUUAUUAACAGAAUCCUACUAAGCAAACAAACUAAACUAUAAACAGAAGCAAACACAUUACAUCCUUUGCAGAGAUAACCACAGGUAGAAUGGCACACAAGGUCAAUCGUUAAUUGGAGAUGCGCCAAAAUAUACACCACCUUGCACAUGCCUGAUUUGUACUUUUUAAAUUUGGGUCCAAAAAAAUACAAAAGAAUCACUAGUAUCCGCUGGAUCUGCAAUAAAACUUCAAUGCGUUCUUCCAUGGCCUUUGCGCCACUCCCAUCACAAAAUUUCUUAUAAAUCGUCUAUCUUGCAUAAUCCUCGUUGGAAGGAAACACUCAAAACUGAACUACCAUAAGGUAGUAAAUUGUUGUUGUAGUGGCAUUUAAACUCACUUCAAAAUGAAGCCACAAAACAUCCAAAUUCAAUGAUUCCAUAUGGAAGUCUAUGAAGCCGCGAAACAUCAAAUUCAAUGAUUCCAUAUGGAAGUCUAUCACCUAAUGAGUGUCGUACCGUCAUUUAUACAAUAUAUGUGGUCCAAACACUGAAGGGUUUCUGACCUGUCCAGGCUCUAGCUGCUGUACAAUUUGCUCAUGGCCCCCAGUCACUGGGAAUUGGGAAGCAUUCAGCUACCAGUGGCGAAGCGAACCAUACUGCAAACUUGUGGUUAUCACACAGGAUAUAUUUGUAACCAUUAAAUGAAUUAUAUAGUUUUUGUUACCAGGCUUGCCGAGUAAUGGAAAACAGCGUUACAUUUUCUUGUUUUUUUUUUUUUCGAUCCAUCCAUUCAUCUUCUACCUCUUAGCCAAGGUCGGGUCGGGGGGGGCAGUAGCUUUAGCAGGGACGCCCAGACUUCCCCCUCCCCAGCCACUUCAUCCAGCUCUUCCGGUGGGAUCCCGAGGCGUUCACAGGCCAGUCGAAAGACUUUCUCUCCAGCGUGUCCUGGGUCGUCCCCGGUGUCUCCUCCCGGUGGGACGUGCCCGUAACACCUCAUUAGGGAGGCAUCCGGGAGACAUGAGAAUCAGAUGCCCCAGCCACAUCAUCUGGCUCCUCUCGAUGCGGAGGAGCAGCGGCUCUACUCUGAGCUCUUCCCGGAUGACCGAGCUUCUCACCUUAUCUCUAACGGGGAACCCGGGGAACCCGGACACCCUGCGGAGGAAACUCAUUUCGGCGAUCUUGUUCUUUCGGUCACAACCCACAGCUCGUGACCAUAGGUGAGGGUAGGAACGUAGAUCGACCAGUAAAUUGAGAGCUUAAGUCUUUCAGCUUAGCUCCUUCACCACAACGGACCGAUACAAAGUCUGCCUGUUUAUUAUUUUUUUUUUUAUAGCAACUGUGUUCUGCUACAGUUACAGGGGAAAACAACUAAUCAGACUACAGGUAUAUUUCGUAAAAAAUGUGAUUAUUUUACAGGAUAACAAUUUGAAUGCAGGAGAGGCUAGUUGUUGACUUGAACCCUCGGCCGCGUUCAAGCUAGCUCGUGGAGGCAGACACACUUGUUGAGACUUGACAGCAAAACAAGUGGAUCCGUUGACACAUUACAGUAUAGCUCAAUGGGCCACUCGUAUUGAUUGUAGCCACGAUAUUGUGAGCAAACCAUGUGAUAAUUUCUUCCAAUUGCUUAAUUAGCUGAAGCUACCACUAAAUGCAAAGGUUGCCUUCAUGCGCUUGUCUUAUUUUCACUCGUUAUAACACACACUGCGACACUGCGUCAUGUGGAUGGAUUUUAAAAACGCUUUUAUGAAGCUUGGCCGCACAGUAUAACAAGUGGUUAGCAUGUCUGCCUCACAGUUCUGAGGUUGUGGGUUUGGUGCGCCGGCUUCCUCCUGAAUUUACAAGACAGAAAUGACCAGGCAAAUAUAUCUACAUAUAGAUUUUAAUGAUAUAGUUUUUAAUGAUAUAGUUUUUUGACUAUCAUAUUUUGUAUU